Habropoda laboriosa is the source of this 346-nucleotide messenger RNA. It is a transcript of the gene RpL37A, whose product is annotated as 60S ribosomal protein L37a. Gene Ontology annotation, biological process: translation. Lineage: Eukaryota; Metazoa; Arthropoda; Insecta; Hymenoptera; Apidae. Gene Ontology annotation, molecular function: structural constituent of ribosome. The record is from RefSeq and is a predicted model, not a curated record. The transcript is spliced from 3 exons. Bases 68 to 346 code for a protein of 92 amino acids. Gene Ontology annotation, cellular component: ribosome.
GGAUCGGACUUUAAAGCCUCUCUCUCCUUUUCCGGUUCUUUUGGAACGUAUCUUAUAAUUGUGCAAAAUGGCAAAGCGUACGAAGAAGGUUGGAAUCACCGGUAAAUAUGGUACCCGAUAUGGUGCAUCCCUCAGGAAGAUGGUUAAAAAGAUGGAAAUUACCCAACACAGCAAAUACACCUGCACAUUCUGUGGCAAGGAUGCUAUGAAGAGAAGUGUUGUGGGAAUUUGGUCCUGUAAGCGCUGUAAGAGAACAGUUGCUGGAGGUGCAUGGGUUUAUUCCACCACAGCUGCUGCCUCUGUUAGGUCUGCAGUUAGGAGAUUACGCGAAGUUAAAGAACAAUAA